AUGUUGAAACGCACCUGCCUCCAAUGCAAAGAAUUAGUAGAUUUACUUCUGGGUAAACAUGGGUCCGAUAUCGCCGAUUUGUUACGCCCUUCCCCCCACGUUUGUUCUUCUGUUUUAUUCCUUACCAACUGUCGUAACUCAUUUUUCUUUCUUUCUGUCUUUCAAGCAUCUUUCUUUAAAAAAAAAAACAAUCUUUUCUUUAAAUUCCUUCUUCUUUCUUUCCUUCUUUUGUGUAUAUUUCUUUUCUUUCUUUUCUUUCUUUCUUUCUUUCUUUCUUUCUUUCUUUCUUUCUUUCUUAUCGCUUGUUUCAUCUCUUUCUUUCUUUUCCAUAUCUUUGUUUCGUCCGAUUGUUUCACCCAUUUGUUCUUUCUUUCUUUCUUUCUUUCUUUCUUUCUUUCUUUCUUUCACCUGACACUCUUUUAUUUCCAUUUUCUCUCUUCUCUCUGCUUCAUCCCUCUUUUUCCAUUUCUUUUCUUUUCUUUCUUUCUUUCUUUCUUUCUUUCUUUCUUUCUUUCUUAUCCCUUUGCUUUACCUCUCUUUUUCUCAUACCUUUGUUUCAUUUCAUAUCUUUCUUUUUUCUCAACACUUUAUUUCAUUUCUUUUCUUUCUUUCUUUCUUUCUUUCUUUCUUUCUUUCUUUCUCCUCCUUUUGUUUCAUUUCUUUUCUUUUUCAUCGCAUUUUUUCAUCGCUUUUUUUUUCUUUCCUUCUUUCACAAAACAGUUUUUCCUGUCAAUUUUCACUCCUACUUUCCGCAAAACCGACCCUUACCCUCACGAAUGGAUUUACAGACCGUUAAUGUGUUUUGAGCGGCUAAACAUCAAAGAAUUCCCUAGAUGUGUGUGCAGACAAGAUAAAAGUAUUUUCUUCCGACCUCUGCAAUGGUCGAUAGCGUCUAUUUUUGCGUCUGGCUAA
Messenger RNA from Acanthosepion pharaonis, 912 nucleotides. NCBI's taxonomy places the organism in Eukaryota, Metazoa, Mollusca, Cephalopoda, Sepiida, Sepiidae. The record is from the annotation of a GenBank genome assembly.